AUAAAUACUGGCGUCUCCGGCGCCGCCUUCCCACACUCUCUGGCUGAACUCUCGGCUGCGGUGCUUCCGUCUCUCUUUCUGUCUCUCUUCCCCGGUUUGUCGCCUGCUCCGCUCUCCUCAUCCUUCUCGCUCUGCUGCUCUGCGGUGUGACGAGGCUGAAUCCUCUCUCCCCGCCCCACGCAGUUCGCGCCUUUCCUCUUUUUUUCUUUCCCCCUCUCGCGCCGCUCCCUUUUCUCCCGUUCGGCUGCCGCCGCCGCUGCUGCUCAGCUGGUGUCGGUGCCGCGCGUUUCCCCCCACGUCGUCCCCGCAGCCUAUGGCCCAGGCCGCCUUGGGUAUUUCUGCUCAAGGUAACCACAUCCCUCUUUAAAAAUUCCGCCGAAAAAGAGAAGACGCUUUACCCGACUCUUUGGGCCGUUAUCUCACGGCGAACUUUCUGACCGGGUAUACAACUACCCAGAAGGCCUAGGAGAAGUGCUGUAUAGAGAGCAGUUCGACUUCAACGCUGAGCCACCUUGGGAACCUAGCUGAUGAUAGGGGGGUUCCAUCUCCUAACUUGUCCAUGGAGGUCUUCACUUCAGAAACCCAAGACUCAUAUUCAUCCAGCCUGGUGUCAAGUGGGCUGUUGCUGCCAGAAUUAUCUUGUGAUUAUAUGAAAGAUGUAUCAGUUUCUUCUGAAGUGCAAUCAACCAUAGAAGCCUUUGUAGCAGUUUGUUGCAUAUUCUAAGGACCCGACAUAGGCUUCGUGGCCAGUCUCUUGUUUUUCCUGGUUUAUGACUUUCGGCUUUGUGGAAUACGGCUGAGAUGAAAGGAUUUAUUGACGAUGCAAACUACUCCGUUGGCCUGUUGGAUGAAGGAACAAACCUUGGAGAUGUUAUUGAUAACUAUGUUUAUGAACAUACCCUGACAGGAAAAAAUGCUUUUUUUGUGGGGGAUCUUGGGAAGAUCGUGAAGAAGCACAGUCAGUGGCAGAAUGUGGUGGCUCAGAUAAAGCCAUUUUACACAGUGAAGUGCAACUCCGCUCCAGCUGUACUUGAGAUCUUGGCAGCUCUUGGAACUGGAUUUGCUUGUUCCAGCAAAAAUGAAAUGGCUCUAGUGCAAGAAUUGGGUGUAUCUCCGGAAAACAUCAUUUACACAAGUCCUUGUAAGCAAGUGUCUCAGAUAAAGUAUGCAGCAAAAGUUGGAAUAAAUAUCAUGACAUGUGACAAUGAAAUUGAAUUAAAGAAAAUUGCAAGGAAUCAUCCAAAUGCCAAGGUCUUACUACAUAUUGCAACAGAGGAUGAUAUUGGAGGUGAAGAUAGUAACAUGAAGUUUGGCACUACACUGAAGAAUUGUAGGCAUCUUUUGGAAUGUGCCAAGGAACUUGAUGUCCAAAUAAUUGGGGUUAAAUUCCAUGUUUCAAGUGCUUGCAAAGAAUAUCAAGUAUAUGUACAUGCUCUCUCUGAUGCUCGGUGUGUGUUUGACAUGGCUGGAGAAUUUGGCUUUACAAUGAACAUGCUAGACAUUGGUGGAGGCUUCACAGGAACUGAAAUUCAGCUGGAAGAGGUUAAUCAUGUUAUCAGUCCUCUGCUGGAUGUUUACUUCCCGGAAGGAUCUGGCAUUCAGAUAAUUUCAGAGCCUGGAAGCUACUAUGUGUCUUCUGCGUUUACACUUGCAGUUAAUAUUAUUGCUAAGAAAGUUGUUGAAAAUGAUAAACUUUCCUCUGGAGUCGAAAAAAAUGGGAGUAAUGAGCCAGCCUUCGUGUAUUACAUGAAUGAUGGUGUUUAUGGUUCUUUUGCAAGUAAACUUUCUGAGGACUUAAAUACCAUUCCAGAGGUUCACAAGAAACACAAGGAAGAUGAGCCUCUGUUUACAAGCAGCCUUUGGGGUCCGUCCUGUGAUGAGCUCGAUCAGAUUGUAGAGAGCUGUCUUCUUCCUGAGCUGAAUGUGGGAGACUGGCUUAUCUUUGAUAACAUGGGAGCAGAUUCUUUCCACGAACCAUCUGCUUUCAAUGAUUUUCAAAGGCCAGCUAUUUAUUAUAUGAUGUCAUUCAGUGAUUGGUAUGAGAUGCAAGAUGCUGGAAUUACUUCAGAUGCAAUGAUGAAAAACUUCUUCUUUGCACCCUCUUGCAUUCAGCUGAGCCAAGAAGACAGCUUUUCUACUGAAGCUUAAACAGGCAUUAACGCUUCUUUAGAUCUGAAGUCGCAGGUUAAGCUUGUCUGGUCUACAUUCCAGUGUGGGGAAAAUUCAAUCAAUCUUCAUUCUGUUAAUUAUCUUGAAAACAAAUUCAUAGUAAUAGCUAUUUGGGACCAGACAAAAUCAGCUUUCAUCUAUAAUUCAUUGGGGUAAGAGGGAUUUAGAUAAUGUAUCCAGAUUUAAACAUACCAGUUUGACCCACCCCUUAAGCGUUUAAAAUAAAAUAUGCAACAAAAUGGAUGACUUAGUGGAGAUGGAAGCCCAUUGUGGGUUCCCCAUCAAAUCGUUUACAUACAAGUACACAGUUUUAUAAUAAGGAUUCCUGUUAAAAAGUCUUGUAAAGUUGAUGUCUUUCACCCAGAUAUAUCACAUGUGAGUGGAAGACCAGUGUGACUUCAUUAGAUACGUUUAGUGUAUUUAGAAUGUGUAAAUUUGUGCUUUGAACUGUAGUUUAAUAAAUGUAAAAUUGCAUCAUAGUGUUUGUUGUAUUUGACCUAAUGUAACCCUUGUAUGAUUGCAAUAAAACUUUGUGUAGAUUUUACUGUUUUUCAGGCUAAAACUUUGGGAAAGGGGCUAGCUACAAAGGUAGUUUUGAAGUAGUCGUGUGUGUGGUCUGCUUUAAGGGUUGGUUUUCUUUAUAGCCCAUUUAAGUUUGGUUUAGCUCAAUACACUUUUAGUUAUUUAAUUAGUAAUUUAAGUAAAGUGUUUGAUAAAUCAUUGUGGAGCUGAGAUUAUGGAGAGUUGAUGUGCAGCAAGCAUGAUGUUUAACAAUUUAACACCAAAAAAUGUUAGUCCUGCAUAAACCAAUUGUCAUGAUAGUUGUUUCUGUACAGAUAGGAUGCUUAGUGUACUUUAGUAAACCUUGAAGUUACAGAUCUUUCAGCUGAUAGAGAAGAUUUUAUUAAACACUGAAAACUUGGUGGGGAGGGGAAUGAGACUGCAGAGGACUGCAGGACCCUAACCUUACAGAAGGGCUAUGUCUUAUUUCCAGAAUCCUGAGGCCCUUUCGCACAGACAUUUAAAUGCAGAGGGCUUUGGGGUGGUGAAGCACACUUUCUUCAAUUUCUCACUUGUAAUGGAGGGGUUAUUGUUUUGGGGUUAUUUUUGUUGUUGUUGUUGUUAUUGGUUUGAACCUAACCCUUUAGUUUGUUAUUUCCCAUUUGUUCAGCUUAGUAAUUCUUUUCGUACUAAAGCUUGUUGGUGGUGGGGAGGGAGUUAGCAUCACUAACCUGACACUGUUCACUGCUGGUGUGUUAGUCCUAGGUCUCAGAAUCACAGUAGCAAUGAGACAACUUACAAGGGUCCCUUUUACCUCACUCUGUGCUCACAAGUGGAAUUCCUGUCCCCAAGAGGAAAUGUGACUUCACUUUGGUGCCAAGGACAGAAAAUUCCACCUGUGCUACAUAGGGGUGGUUUGGGAUGCCCUUACAUAGCUGGUUUUCACACCUUGAUUUCAAGGUGGAAAGAAAUUGAUCAUGAAUCUCUAAUUUCAAUCUCAAACCAGUAGGUGCUUAAUUAAUGUUUUUGAUUUGACAAUUGCCCACUUGAAUAUCAUGGGUUCUAUUAAUUAUACAAAGAACUGAGAACCCCAGUCCAUUGUCAUCCAUAUCCUUGGACUUUUUCCAAGGAGUAAUAAGGGGUUUAUUCAGAAUUCCAAGCUACCAUGUAACUUUGAACUAACAAGGAGGGGAAAUUGUUUCUUACCUCAUUUGUAUUAUGCAUUGUUGUGGUCCAGAAAUGCCAAAACUUGGAAAGGAUGGUGCAGCUUGAGUCCUUGGCUUGACUGUAUAGGCUUGAGCUUUGUGGCCUAUCAGUUUGCCAUCUGCAUAGGAGAGCGGUUGUAUGUAAAACAGCCCAAAGUUGCAAAUCUCACAUGUGAGUGAUAGGUAAGCUUAAGAGUGUUUGUAUUGUAUUUGAAGACUGUUUGCCAUAAAUCUAAAGUUAACCUAUGUAUUUCAAUUUGGAAUGCUUACAAAUAAUUAAUGUAAAAUCUUUUUUAUAUGAUAUUGUAAUCAGUUCAAAAUUUAAUUGAAAAUAUAAAACCCAAAUGAUUUCUAUAUAUAGUAAAUUGAACUGUAAAGGUGACUUGUGUGUGAUUCUGAAUACACAGAUAAAAUGUUUUUAUUCCUCAUGCUUUACUUUGAUGGCUUCUAUCAUGAAAUAGACGUGAAAUUUUAUGAAUUAAUUUUGUGUACAUUGCCCACGUUCUUUCAGAAUCUAUUAAAAGUAAAGUGAUCUUGGAAUUGCCUAGCACAA
This is a messenger RNA of Microtus ochrogaster (prairie vole), 4428 nucleotides long. It is a transcript of the gene Azin1, whose product is annotated as antizyme inhibitor 1. The record is from RefSeq and is marked reviewed. NCBI's taxonomy places the organism in Eukaryota, Metazoa, Chordata, Mammalia, Rodentia, Cricetidae. Gene Ontology annotation, molecular function: ornithine decarboxylase activator activity; ornithine decarboxylase activity. Gene Ontology annotation, biological process: positive regulation of polyamine transmembrane transport; negative regulation of protein catabolic process. Gene Ontology annotation, cellular component: cytoplasm.